GUCCUGCUGUGCCACCAUUUGCGGCUGUCAGUCACCGGCUCCCGGCCAGUAAUUACUUGCUGGCGCGCAGAGAUUUUCAACGAUCACCAACAGGGAGGAGGGCUGUUUUGUUUACUAACAGUUUUCCUCUGUGUCAGCUCGGGCACAUUGCUCUGGAUGGCUAGCAGUGUGAUUACAGUGAAACACACACACCGCCCCCUAGUAAAACACUCCCUGCACACUGUUAACUCUUUGAUCACCCCUCAUGUUAACCCCUUCCUGCCCAGUGCCAUUAGUACAGUGCCAGUGCUUUUUCUUAGCACUGAUCACUGUAUUGGUGUCACUGGGGAUGUCAGUGACACCAAGUCAGUUCCCCCCCAGUGUCAGAAUGUCUGCCGCAGUCCCGCUAUAAGUCAC
Messenger RNA from Staurois parvus, 396 nucleotides. Lineage: Eukaryota; Metazoa; Chordata; Amphibia; Anura; Ranidae. The record is from the annotation of a GenBank genome assembly.